Messenger RNA from Daphnia carinata, 789 nucleotides. RefSeq names its product GILT-like protein 1. The record is from RefSeq and is a predicted model, not a curated record. Lineage: Eukaryota; Metazoa; Arthropoda; Branchiopoda; Diplostraca; Daphniidae. The transcript is spliced from 7 exons. Gene Ontology annotation, molecular function: oxidoreductase activity, acting on a sulfur group of donors, disulfide as acceptor. The coding region runs from base 57 to 674 and encodes 205 amino acids.
AAAACGAACCCAACGAAUUCAGUUGUUUUCAGUUCUACCAAAUUUUAAAAGAGAAAAUGUUUUCAACGCUGGCUAUUGGAUUCGUACUGAUAUGUGCCAUUCACGGUGCCCCUCAGCCGAAAGUGGAUGAAAGAAUGACAUUGGAUGUAUAUUAUGAAUCGCUUUGCCCGGACAGCCGCAAUUUCCUUGUGACGCAGUUGAAUCCAAACUGGCCAACUCUUUCCACUUUCACCGAUUUAAGAUUGGUUCCGUUCGGAAAGGCUACAUUUGUUUCGAAUGCGGAAGGCGGAUGGAAUUUUGAAUGCCAACAUGGGCCAGCGGAAUGUACGGGUAACAUUCUCCACGCGUGCGGGAUCAAGUACAGCCCUUCAGUUACUCAGGCUUUGAAUUUCACUACUUGCCUUAUGGAUGCACCUACUGCUGGUCCAUCGUGCGCUGAAUCGGCUGGCUUGGAUUACACGCCGAUCGAUGCUUGCCAAAAUAGCGUUGAGGGACAAAAUUUAGUUCACGAUUACGGUGUAGAAACCUUGAACCUUGAUCCAACAUUGUCUUUUGUUCCGUGGUUGAUCUACAACAAGGUGUGGAAUGAAUCGAAUCAGUGGGAAAGUCUCACCAACUUGACGGGAGUUGCUUGUAAUAACGCUCCCGCUAAUACCCUGGCUUGUUUGGUUUAGCUACCCGCAUAUUCAUUACGUCAUCCCCUACUAUGAGCCAAUUUGUUACUUAAGAUUAUAGAAAAAAAUCCCCCCAUGCGUCAACAAUAUGGAAAUUUUUUUCUAUCUAAUUCUU